CGCCAUCAAGACGUUGUUGGUUCUCACAGACCUCAACGAAGAACUUUCCAGGAUUAACUGAAGGAAGAUCUUCUGGUUUUAGUUCCUAGGACUUUUACUUGGUGUUUAUCAUGAGACUACUCUGUGUUUUGCCGAUAAUCGCUGCAGUUCUCGUAUCAGGGGAAUGCAGAGUCUUCAGUUCAUUGUUCAAUGAUUCAGAUGACAAAGAAAUAGACACUAAUUGUCUGGAUAAAGACGUCGACGCCUAUUUAGAUAAGGUGUUGGAGAGGGCCAGAAAGGAACUUCCAGAUCCAAUGCGAUUACCACCACGAUCGACAAUAGUGGAACUGCACGAGGGCGUUCUUUGGGGAAUGUCUACACUCGAAAGAUCAGGACCGAGUAAAGUAACAUGCGAAAACUCGACGGUCACGAUAAGUGGAAAAUUAACUGUGGAGGAACUAAAGGGCCGUUAUACUUGGAAAAAGGAACGUAAAAACAAUGAUGCCAAGGAAGGUUACAUUGUUUUCAUCUCGGAUGAUUUCGAAGCCGAUGUCGAGAUCGUCAUCGAGAGGCAGGAGGGCGAAGAGACUCAUCCCCGCCUUACACGCUUCGAAAUCAAAAAAUUCAAGAAAGCCAGAAUAGAAAUGACAGGCGGUUUCUUACCAUGGCUUUUGGGUGAAAUGGGAACUCUUAUAUCCGGAAUUUUCCAAAGGGCUAUCGGCUGGGCCGUACAAGAUCCUCUCAAGGAAGCUCUGGAAAGGCAGAUGCGGGAUAUAUCGCUUGAUUAAAGCCAAACAAAUGUUAAGUUUACUGACACUGAAGUUGCCUGUUAUUGUUUACGUCUGUAAUAUCUAAUAAAUAAUGAUUUAAGCUUUGA
This is a messenger RNA of Stegodyphus dumicola, 856 nucleotides long. RefSeq lists its product as uncharacterized. The record is from RefSeq and is a predicted model, not a curated record. NCBI's taxonomy places the organism in Eukaryota, Metazoa, Arthropoda, Arachnida, Araneae, Eresidae.